Messenger RNA from Monopterus albus (swamp eel), 1567 nucleotides. RefSeq names its product dynactin subunit 6. The coding region runs from base 83 to 649 and encodes 188 amino acids. The record is from RefSeq and is a predicted model, not a curated record. Gene Ontology annotation, cellular component: dynactin complex. Gene Ontology annotation, molecular function: dynein complex binding. The transcript has 7 exons. NCBI's taxonomy places the organism in Eukaryota, Metazoa, Chordata, Actinopteri, Synbranchiformes, Synbranchidae. Gene Ontology annotation, biological process: mitotic spindle organization.
UGCGCAUGCGCAUACGUUGUCAUAGCAAGGAUUACAAAUCGAUGAUCGAGUCGGCACCUCCCAUUGGACUUCAUCUCUCACAAUGGAUAAACUAAAUCCCCAGAAAAAUGUCAAAAUAGCCGCUGGGGCCGUCGUUUGUGUUGAAAGUGAAAUCAGAGGAGAUGUCACUAUUGGCCCCAGGACAGUGGUACACCCAAAAGCUCGUAUCAUUGCAGAGGCAGGACCCAUCGUUAUCGGUGAAGGCAAUUUGAUCGAGGAGCAAGCUCUGAUUAUCAAUCGUUACCCAGAAAAUAUCAAACCGGAUUCUGAGGUGGAACCAAAGACAAUGACCAUUGGGAUCAACAAUGUAUUUGAAGUUGGCUGUGUAUCACAAGCCUUGAAAAUUGGGGACAACAAUGUGAUAGAAUCUAAGGCGGAGGUCGGGAGGAACGUGAUCCUCACCAGUGGCUGUAUCAUUGGAGCCUUUUGUCAGGUCAACACUUGUGAGUUCAUACCUGACAACACAGUCAUCUUUGGCUCUGGGUGUAUGAGGCGCAUUCAGACCGAGCGACCACAGCCUCAGACUCUUCAGCUUGACUUUCUGAUGAAGAUCCUGCCGAACUACCAUCAUUUAAAGAAAACUGUUAAAGCAGGCCACACUGCUAGCUAAAAUUAAACUUUACACUUAUGAAGUUAAAUUAUAAAUGGCUAUUAAACCCAUAUUUAAAUACACAAUGCUUAAGGGAAGCCCAAAUGUAUAUAUAUAAUUCUAUGUAGCUAUCUUCAGCAGUCCAUUUUCCCACUGAUUAUUUUCAAAUGUAACUGCAACAGCUGAUUAAGCACUUCAUCUUUACCUUGCUGCGCUGUUGUACUGUUUUCUAUGAUUAAAUAACUUGACAAAAAUGCUGAUGGUGUGCACCAUGUACUCAUUUAUGAUCACAGCAUUUACUGGUACUUUAUGAAACAGUUUUUUUUAAGUAGUACAGAAAGAAUACAUGGGAAUGUAUUCAUUGUAUAUUCACAAAAUAAAAAUGGGAUAAGUACCAAUACUAAAUCAAAGUAUUUUCAGUGAUUCUCAAUUAGAUUUUUAUAUAUAACACUGUAAUACUGUGUUGGGAAUUAAAUGGGUAAUUAAUUGAUGUAACAAUCACCGUCACUGAACUGUAUGUAAAACUAGGCAGUAUUGUGUAACUUAUUAAAAUAGGUUCCAAACCACUAUGUAGCUGAAACAUGAAAGAAUUUCAAUAUUCUGAAACUCCACAAGAAGUAACAUCCAAGACGUUUUAUGCUGUAUGAGAGACCUCAGUGUGAUGCACUGCACAACACAAAAGUGUCUUUUGCAAUUCCUACUAAAAGGAUUAAAGGUUUCCAUUAGGUGAGGACAGCUGCCGUCUCAAAACCUUCAACACACACCUCUCUGUGGUACUCUGAAUAAAAUAUUUACACACCUGAACCUCAUUUAUAAUCUAACAGUAAGGUUGCAGUGCUCCCUUUAAGGAUGGUAUUUUUUUGGUAAGGGCAUUUGGUGUUCUUAAUGGUCUCUGCACUCUUUUCCCCUUUGUCCUUCAGUUAUCACUGAUCAACAAAA